AUGACCGAGGAUCAUCGAGGCAAGGUGCCAAGCUGGGAUGGGGAUCCCAAGACUUGGCGGACGUACAGGCGGAAGGCCCUCCAGUACCAGGAGGGCACCAAGAGGGAGGACAGGUACUUGUGCGGCCCGCGGCUGGAGGCGAAGCUCACGAGCCGGGCCGAGAUCGCGGUCGAGCGAUGCAAGGCUGGCUGGCUCUCCAGGCCCGACGGCGUGGAGCGGCUCCUGGCGUGGCUGGAGCGCAGGUGCUCUAGACAGGCUGUGCCCGACGUCGGCCAGGAGCUAGAGACAUUCUUGAUCAAGACGAAGCGCCGCAAGCUAGAGCCGAUGCAGCAGUGGACGGACCGCUUCGAGACCGGGUACCAGUACCUCAGGCGCGCGUUGGCGCGCGCGCUCGGACACACAGUUCCAAUUCAGGUCGCGCCACCGUGGAAGAGGUCCGGGCGACCUUACCGUUGGAUCGAGGUCGAACGUGACUGGCCAUUCGAGGGUAGCGAAUGGACGUGGGAGUACACGGACGGCCUGCCAGACGAUGAGAAAAAGGAGUCGCACCACUGGAGCGCUGCUGACCAAGACGCGGACGCCGAGGAGGAGCUCGGGGACAUGCCGGAGGUGUUCCCUAGCCUGGUCUUGGGCUGGCUGAUGCUCGUGCGGUCGGGGCUCGACUCGCGCGAGAGGGCUGCCAUCAUGACGGCGACGGGCGGCUCGCUGGAAGUCAACAUCAUCCGGGAGAAGCUGAUCUCGAGCUGGGAGGACGACGACCUGGCGGAGCGCGACGGGCACUCGAGGUCCCCGAAGGCGUACACAGCCCAGCUGGGAGAAGAUGAUCGUACGUGGCUUGACGGAGACGAUGGGCCAGACGCGAGCAGCUUCGCAGCCGACGUGGAGAACUACGAGUGGCAGGAGGAAGACCCAGGCCAGGAGGAGGCGAACGAUGACGAGAUCGAUACGUACUUGGCAGCUCAGCAGGAGGAGGCGGAGGCGCUUGCGGCGAUUCACACCGCCCAGCGCACCCUCCGCCAGGCUCGGGAGGCCCAGGCCGACAGCCGGCUGAGCAGGGGCUUCUACCGGGGAGGAGCUGCUGGCACGCCAGAGGCGAGCGCGAAGGUAGCUGAGUGCAGAAGGGAGCUGAAGCUCAACCUCGUGGCCUCGCUGGUCGCCGAGCAGGAGCCUCAGGACGUGGAGUGCGAGGCGAUGUUCGCAGACCAGGCCAUCCGCGAGGGCAAGGGCAUCGUCGACCUAGGGCUGCUGGAUGUGAACCAGGACUACAGGCCAGUCUAUAGCUUCGGGAACGGCGAGAAGGGACGCGCCUACGGACAGGUGAAGUUCGGCAUCACGGGCGCGGGCAUGGAGGGCGAUAUCGCCAUCAACGGCUUCUCGAAGGAUGUCCCGAUCCUGGUGUCCAAGAAGGUUCUAAAGAAGCUGGGAGCCGUCGUGGACUGCGAGACUGGGGUGACCGUGUUCGUGAAGCUCGCACCGGACAUCCCCGUUCAGCUGGAGGAGUCACCUGAUGGAGGACACCACUACAUGAGCCUGGUUGACGACUUGCUGGAGCAGCGCAUUAGGGACCAGAACCAGCUGCGGAACUUCAAGACCAUCUGCGAGAACAUCAGUGAGUGGGACAGCAGGCCAGUGGCCGCAGUGUGCCAGGGGCCAGACAGCAGCUCGGAUACUCGGGCUCAGCAGUUGGAGCGCUACAUGUAUCCAUCUCAAUCGGAUCACAGCGUUGUCCUCGAUGAGUCUACAGUCGGAUCGCAUGCUCGUGCAAUGCGGCCGCUUCAGAUGCCAACGUCUCGCAGUGCGGUGCAGGGCCUCUACAAGGCGGAGGUGCUCCACCUACUCCAGGAGCUUGGCCUACCGUGCAGUCCGGCCUGGGGCGUGGACGAGCUGAAACAGGUCCUCAAGGGACACAUGUUUCCGAAGGACGAGACGCCGGCGCAGGUGGCCAUGAAGGGCCUCAGCUCGAUGAAGAAGUCCCAGCUGUUGGUGAAGGCCGAAGAGGUAGGCGCCCACGUGACACACGGCAUGACGAAUCCGUCACCCAAGCUCUCGAUCCGCAAGGCCAUCCUCAUGAAGCACGCACCAGAGCCGACCGACCACAUGGGCUUCGGGAAGCACGGAGCCAUGACCUACCAGCAGGUUCGGAGCCAGUACCCGUCCUACGCGUCCUGGUGCCAGAAGGAGUCGAACAAGGAGAGCAGCUGGGAGCUGGCCCGGUUUGCCUCAUGGCUCAACGAGCAGGAGAACAUCGACGAGAAGGCGGAGGUGACCAGGGAUCCGAAGGAGGUCCCGAAGGAGCCGGUCCAGGCUCGAGGGGGCGCGAGGUCAUCCCGCAGGAGGACGGUGGACGCGAUCAUGGAGGACGAGAUCGUGGAGCAGGAAAGGCUCGAGGCUGCGAUCAAGGUGAAGAAGGAGGAGAAGGAGUCCAACCGCUUGGUCCAGGAGCAGGUGCUGGCGGCGCUGAACCAGCUCAACCAGAGGAUCGGCCUGAACUGCACCAAGGAGCUGGACCCCAGGAAGCAGCGCUGGCUCGCCAAGUGCAUCAAGGAGAACGGCCACUUGGAGGACUACGAAGCGCUGGUGGCUCACGGCGGCACUAAGCUGAUGGAGGUCGCAUGCAACCCAACGUCCAUCCUGAGCACGAAGAUGGCGAAGAAGUUCGGAGAGGACGCUGUAUGUCGCAUCAGUGCCUGGAAUGGUUUCAAGCUGGGGACCAAUGGCGGCAACCAAAGGGCUCGAGAGGCACGUGAUGAAGCCGAACCAGACCACCUGUGGAUCAGUACGAGGUGCGGCCCGCUAUCGAACCUUACCCUCGGCUUCAACGGUUCCAACCCCAUAAGGGCCGAGGCCACCAGGAAGCGCAGGAUGCAAGCCAUCAAGGAGUACAAGGGCGCGGUGCAGCUGGUGUACGACCAGGUGGCUCAAGGCAAGCAUGUACACUGGGAGUGGCCCAUCAAGUGCGAGGGCUGGGGCCACACGAUGAUCAGGAAGAUGGUGGAGGACUGUUCAAUGACUGUGGUGAAGGUGGCAGGCUGCCAGCUCGGUGUGAAGGACACGAAGGGCCUGCCGCUGCUGCAGGAGUGGCUGAUCGAAGAUGGAGGCGGUCUCACAGCGGCCACCAGCUACUACCCGGACGAGUUUGCAAGGCGAGCGGUUCGUGCGAUGAUCGAGGAGGCCGCGCCAGACUACCACGAGUUCCUGAGGUGCUUGGCAGAGCCCGAGAAGGUGAUCGACCAGGCGAUGGCAGCCAACCAGGAGGAGACGAAGAUGAACACAGACGUGAACUCGAAGGAGUACCAGCAGAUCAUGAAGUGGCUCACCUCGAUCCACCGCGGCUCAGGUCACAGCUCGAAGGCCCCCAUGCUGAACGCGCUUCGGAGGAAGGGCGCCAGCCCACAGGUGCUACAAGUGGCCAAGGACUUCCACUGCGACGCAUGCGAGGAGGCGAACAAGUUCAAGCCUACGCAUCCGCCCGUCAGCUUAGAGGCCAUCCCGCCAAAGUGGAAGCACAUCCAGGCGGACCAGUUCGAGUGGGGGCACCCGCAGACGAAGGUCAAGUCCAAGAUUUCCCUGAUCAUAAACGAUAACUGCAGGGUGCGAGUUAGCAAGCUGCUCUACCACAUGGUUGGCGAGGACCGGCACAGGAACCCAGUAUGGGCGGACCUCAAGUUGUUCUACGAGGAGCGCUGGAUGCCCUACUUCGGCAAGCCGCAGAGGGUAAAGGUAGACCCCGAAGGAUCAUGGAUGUCCAAGCAAGCGGCUGGGCACUUCGAUUCCGACUCCAUCGGGUACGAACCCAUACCUGGCCAGGCUCAUUGGCACAUCUCCCUCGCCGAGGAAGCCAUCCAGGCCGCCAAGGGGACCAUGGACAAGCUGGCGGCGGAGAACCCCGAGAUGACGACGGGCACCAGACCUGGACGGACACUUCUUGAGAGCGACUUUGACGAGCUGCCCUACGUGGAGGCCCAGAGGGUCGACAAAGAGUACGGGGAGAACUACGCCAGGAUGUACGCGGCAGAGCAAGAGUACCUGAGACAGGUCUACAUGCGGCGCCUCAGCAGAGCGGAGAACGCGAAGAAUCAGGCGGUGAAGUCCGCGGUGCCAGGCAUGUGGGCGCGCUACUUCAGGAAGGAGAAGGGCGAAGCCAAGGGCCGCUUCAAGGGGCUCGCGAGGGUCCUGGCCACAGAGACAGCGCGGCCGGUAGACGGCGACCUUGGCGAAGGACGUGUCCUACACCCUGGGCGUGCAGGAUCCGUGGUGUGGCUUGUAAGAGCAGGGCGUAUCAUCAAGGUGGACUUCUGCCAGAUCCGAACGGCUUCCUCACGGGAGAUCGCAUGCGCCGAGCUGAUGGGAGGCAAGGACACGCCCUGGACGGUCCACACCUUCAUGAAUCAGGCGCUGAACCACGAGUACCUGGACUUCACUGGCCACGACCCCACCGAGAAUGACGUGGAGAUCUCGACCUGGGAGGGGCUGCCUGUUCCAUUGGAGGGCAAGCCGCUCAAGCAGGCCACGAGGCAUAUGAGCACCUACAUGGCGAGCCUGCUGCGGAAAGGCAAGCGCGAGAUUUCGGAGAGGUGGAUUCUCGACAGGAAAAUGGACGAGAACACGGGCGCGAAGAAGCCGAAGGCGAGGAACGCUGUUCUGGGUUACAUGGACUCCGAGUACGAGCACCGUCCGACUACCGCUCCAACCAUGACGAGAACUUCAAGGCACCUGGUUCUGCAGGCGAUGGCGUGGCUGGGCUUCAAGGGCUACAAGGCGGACGUGACGGGAGCUUUCACGCAGAACCGAGAGAUUCAGCAUGACCUAUGCGUGAUGCCCGUGAAGGAGUUAGCGGCAGCCCUGGGGAUGCCCGAGGGUGUUGCCAUGCGGCUCAGGAAGGCGGUCUACGGGCUCGUGGAGGCGGCGAUCGAGUGGUUCAUGACCGUGAGCGAGGCGCUGGAGGAGUUCGGUUGGGCCCAGAUGAAGAUGGACCCCUGCGUGUGGGUGCUCUACGGUGACGCGCACGGCAAGGAUACCAGCUUCACCAAGGAGGCGCUGAAGGAUUUCACGAACCCAGGAGUGCUGGAAUACCUGAUCGCGGCGAAGGGAGACUUGGACAUCAUAGCCAUUGCGGGCUCGCACGUGGACGACUUCCUGCUCGGUGGCAACGACGCGGACCCCAGGUGGAUCACCGCCCGGGAGCAGAUCGAGAAGCGCUUCAAGUGGAAGGCCUGGGAGUCGGAGGAGUUCAUGCAGACGGGGGUGAGGAUCAAGCAGCAGCCCGACAGGAGCUUCCGCAUGGAUCAGAGCGAGUACGUGAAAACCAUCGAGAAGGCGUACCUCACCCCGGAGCGCAAGAAGGCCAAGGACAUGCCGACCACUGACAAGGAGAAGGGCCAGCUGAGGGCUAUCUUGGGAGCCAUCGGGUGGAGGUCCGAGCAGUCAGGUCCCAUGCACUCGGCCGACGCCAGCCUAUUGCUCAGUACGAUACCCUCUUCCACUGUGCAGACCAUCAACGAGACCAACCGACUAGUUGAUCGUGUUCGUGAAUGUGCUGACCUACCCGUGGUGAUCCACAGCCACUCUCAGUCACAGGUGUUGGUGCCAGUGGAGUGGUCUGACUCUUCCGAGGCCAACCGACCCGAUGGGAAGUCCACGAAGGGCCUGGUGGCAGGGCUGGCACCUCUGAAGAUCCUCAAGGGUGACGAGGCGGACGUGAGCCUCAUAUCCUGCAAGCCAGGCAAGAUCGAUCGUGGUUGCCGCAGUUCCGUGGCAUGUGAGACACGCUCAGCUGUGGACGCGGAGGACGAGCUGUUCGGUAUCAAGUUGCAGUGGCUGGAGAUCCUGGGCAACAACAUCGACUGGAGGAGUCCCGAGGGAGUUCUACGCAGACCGCCACCAGCGGUGGUUGUGGACUCGAAAGGGCUGUACGACAAGCUGCAGACGACGGUCUACACCUUCCGGGGCAAGGAGAAACGGACUGACGUGGAGGCGAUGACGCUGAAGCUGCGGAUGUGCUUCAACAACGGGCACCGCUGGAAGUUAGUCUACGACGAGAAGUACCAGAGUGCGCGUAAGAGGAAGGCAGCUGGGAUCCAGCCGUUCGAACACGUGGGAGUUGGGAUUCUGAAGACUCCAUGUGGUUCUACAGUUCAUGUCAAUGCAGCUGCGGGCCCCGACUUCCCGCCAUACGAGGCCAUGACCGAGUGCAGUUCAGACGAGGAGGUAGACUCAAGGAUGCUCAGCUUGGAGGACCCUUAUCUGUGCAAUUCCGAGUACGAGCAA
This is a messenger RNA of Prorocentrum cordatum, 6267 nucleotides long. The record is from the annotation of a GenBank genome assembly. NCBI's taxonomy places the organism in Eukaryota, Dinophyceae, Prorocentrales, Prorocentraceae.